Molecule: messenger RNA, 1446 nt
Organism: Scheffersomyces coipomensis
Lineage: Eukaryota; Fungi; Ascomycota; Pichiomycetes; Serinales; Debaryomycetaceae
Gene: BFR1
Product: Bfr1p
Exons: 1
Coding region: 1-1446 (481 amino acids)
Biological process (GO): intracellular mRNA localization
Cellular component (GO): ribonucleoprotein complex; endoplasmic reticulum; nuclear outer membrane-endoplasmic reticulum membrane network
Molecular function (GO): mRNA binding
Source: RefSeq, a predicted model, not a curated record
AUGUCUACUUCCACUAAAUCUAACGGAUCAUCAUCAACCACUAAUGCCAACUCUGGCUUCACUGGUAAGUUCUUUAAACGUCCUGAUGAUAAAGCUUUGAAAUCUCAAAUUGAUUCCAUUAGAAAUGAAAUUAAAAAAUUAGAUCUUAGUAAUGAUGAAUUAAAUGCUCAAAUUAAUAAAUCUCAAAUUGAUUCAUCAACUAAUGAAAAAAGAAAUGAUUUACAAUCUCAAUUGAAAACUUUAGUUUCAAAACAAUCAACCAUUAAAAAUGAAAGAAAUUUAAUUAAUGAUCAAAUUAAAAAUAUUGAUACUCAAUUAAAAAAGAAAAUUACUGAAAUUCAAUUACAAACUUCAAAAAAUCAAUUUAAAUCGGUCGAUGAAAUUGAUAAAAGAAUUGCUUAUUUAGAUAAAUUAAUUGGUAAUGGAGAUUUAAAAUUAGCUGAUGAAAGAAGAUUUGUUAAAGAAAUGUCUUCAUUAAGAAAAUUAAAAAAAGAUUUUGGUCAAAUUGAAAAAAUUCAAGCUUUAAUUGAUUUAGAUAAAGAAAAAAUUCAAGAUUUAAAAAAAAAAUUAAAUUCAAUUGGUCAACCAAAAGAAUUAGCUACUCAAUAUGAUCAAAUUCAAGCUGAAUUAGAUGCUAUUAAUAAUGCUAAUAAAUCAGUGUUUGCUAAAAAGAAUGAUCUUAUUAAAAAGAGAAAUGAUAUUAGAAAACAAAAAGAUGAAAAAUAUGAUCAAAUUAGAUCUUUAAGAACUGCCUUUGAUGAAGAUUUUGCUAAAUUUAAAAAAAAUGUAGCUGAUGAAAAGAAAAAGAGAGAAGAAGAAAAUAAAUUAAAAUAUCAACAAGAAAGACAAUCAAGAUUAAAAGAAGAAGCUGAUAAACAAUUAUCGGAAGCUUCAAUUCCUGCUUUCCAAACUGAAAUUAAUUCAAUUCAUAAUUUAUUAUCUCAUUUCGAUCCUUCUUAUACUAAACCAUCUGCUACCACUACUAAAACUGAUAAUUUAUCUACUACUUCAGCUACUACUAGAACUAUUGAAAUGCCAGCUGAUAUGGUUGUUUUAAAGAAAGAUAGAGAAGAUUUCUUUAAAGGAGCUAAGAAAAUUGGUGGUACUGGUUCAAAAAAGAAAUCUCAAAAGAAAUUUACUGUUGAUCCAGAAAUCAUUGUGGCUUUAAGUGAUUUAUCAAUUCCUUUCCCAACUAAAGAAGAUGAUGUUCCUCAAACUAUAACCAUCUUAAAGGAAACCCUUACUGCUUUAUCUGCCAAACAAGAUGAACAAACUAAACUUAAUAUUGAAAAGGCUCAAGCUAGAAUUGCUAAAUUAGAAGCUGAAGCUGAAAAGGAAGAUGCCGAAGAAGCUGCAACCAAGACUGAAACUGAACCUGUUGAAGAAUCAAAGGAAGAAGAAGUCGAAGCAGUUGCUGAAGAAACUCCAGUUGAAACUGAAGAUUAG